AUGUGUGACACCGACGCAAUUAUUCGCACAGAUGUUGCAAAUACUAUCAACGAUCGCUUGAAAGAUGCCCUUCAAAUAUUGAAGGAUACUCCAUUGUUUGAAGGAGCUGAUGAAUUUUAUCGAAUGGCCAUCGAAGAAGCUCAAGCGCUAGACAUUCAGAUGGCUAAAGACCAUGAAGUCCUGAGAGAAAUGCAUGAGAAGAACCCCAGAACAGUCAACUUCCAACUCGAAAAAUUGAGAAAGCUAUAUAUUGAUCUAGCAGUUUCUGGUAUCAAGAUGUUCAGAUGUGCUAAAUCCGGCAUGACGCGAACAUGUUCUGCUGCAAUGGCAAAAUUGCGAUCUCGACUUCCACAAUCCAUUGGUUGGUUUCUCACCCUUUCAUUGCCUAUUUUUGCUAUUUAUUUUUACCUUCAACUCCAAUCUGUUAUCGCAGUACUCUAUCCAAGGUUGAGAAGAGUGAAAUGUAAUUACUCGACAUUUGCACAUUCUAAGUGCAGGUAAAA
Strongylus vulgaris is the source of this 503-nucleotide messenger RNA. NCBI's taxonomy places the organism in Eukaryota, Metazoa, Nematoda, Chromadorea, Rhabditida, Strongylidae. The record is from the annotation of a GenBank genome assembly.